This is a messenger RNA of Neurospora hispaniola, 2224 nucleotides long. Its product is annotated as phosphate transporter. The coding region runs from base 247 to 2121 and encodes 624 amino acids. The record is from RefSeq and is a predicted model, not a curated record. Gene Ontology annotation, biological process: phosphate ion transmembrane transport. Lineage: Eukaryota; Fungi; Ascomycota; Sordariomycetes; Sordariales; Sordariaceae. The transcript is spliced from 3 exons. Gene Ontology annotation, cellular component: membrane.
UUGCAGUACUCUAUGCACAAACAAUCCAUCCCGCGCAGUCUUGUAUAUCCUACAUAUAGGACCCAACCAUGGAAACCAUCCGAGCCCAAUCCUGUCUUCUCUCCAGCAGCAAGCCGCUCACCAAACAAAGAAAAACAACCAGAGCAAGCACAAGAGCUUCUCUUAGAGACGCUCGCGUGCCUCCCCUCACGCGACCAACUACCCUCUUUUCCUCAGUGUUUUGGUUGAAGCAACAUAUCGUUCAAGAUGGUUCUUCAUCAGUUCGAUUAUCUCCUUGCCAUCGGCACCAUCUUUGCUGCCCUUGAUGCUUGGAACAUUGGAGCCAACGAUGUUGCCAACUCAUGGGCCACCUCGGUCGCCUCCCGCUCCGUCACCUACCUCCAAGCCAUGAUCCUCGGUUCCAUCAUGGAAUUCGCCGGUUCCGUUGGUGUAGGUGCCCGCGUAGCCGACACUAUCCGCACUAAAGUCGUCGACACCACUCUCUUCGCCAACGACCCGGCUCUCCUGAUGCUGGGCAUGGUUUGCGCCGUUGUUGCCUCUUCCCUCUACCUGACCAUGGCCACUCGCUUCGGCCUGCCCGUCUCCACCACCCACUCCAUCAUGGGCGGUGUUAUCGGCAUGGGCGUUGCGGCCGUCGGUGCCGACGGCAUCCAAUGGGUCGGCUCGGGCAUCAACGACGGCGUCGUCUCGGUCUUCCUCGCCUGGGUCAUCGCGCCCGGCCUCGCGGGAGCCUUCGCGUCCAUCAUCUUCCUUAUCACCAAGUACGGCGUGCUGCUCCGUUCAAACCCGGUCUACAAGGCCUUUGCGGUGGUGCCCAUCUACUUCGGCAUCACCGCCUCACUGCUCUGCAUGCUCCUGCUCUGGAAGGGCGGCAGCUACAAGGUGACGCUGAGCAACGCCGAGAUUGCGGGCACUAUCGUCGGCGUCGGCGCCGCCUGGGGCUUGGUAGUCACCAUCUUCUUGAUGCCUUGGCUUUACCGCGUCGUCAUCCUCGAGGACUGGCAGCUCCGUUUCUGGCACAUCCCUCUCGGCCCCCUCCUUCUCCGCCGCGGAGAGGUCCCGCCCCCGCCUGCGGACGGCUCCGGUGUCGUCCAGGAUUUCUAUGCUGGUCGUUUGACAAAGGAGCAACUCGCUGCCCGCCGCGCCGCUCAGACCGGUGACUCAGAAAUGGCCGCCGGUGCCGUCACAUCCUCCACCUCCAACCCCUUGGCUCCCACCGACGGCGAAAAGGGGGCCACCAUCACCAAGGACGACUCCUCCUACUCGCACGACCAUCCCGAGCCCGCCCAACCCGCCCAACCCCAAAUCAAGACCAUGGUCGGCCCUCGCCCUGCUGGUCCCUGGCACUCGGGCGCCGUCCUCUUCUGGUACGUCAAAUGGGCCUUGUUCCGCGGCGUCGACCAAGACGUCAUCUCGUCCCAAGGCGAAAAAUCCGUCAUCUCGUCCGACGUCGAGGAACUGCACGCGCAUGCGACGCACUACGACAACAAGACCGAAUACAUGUACUCCUUUUUGCAAAUCAUGACGGCGGCCACCGCCUCUUUUACGCACGGCGCCAACGACAUCUCCAACGCCAUUGGCCCUUACGCGACCGUGUUCCAGCUCUGGAAGGACGGCGCGUUGCCCGAGAAGGGCAAGGCGGACGUUCCGGUGUGGAUUUUGGUGUUUGGUGGUGCUUGCUUGGUUAUUGGCCUGUGGACGUAUGGUUACAACAUUAUGAGGAACUUGGGCAACCGGAUUACGCUGCAGAGUCCGAGCAGAGGGUUUUCGAUGGAGUUGGGGAGCGCGGUGACGGUUAUUUUGGCCACUCGGUUGAAGCUACCUGUGUCGACUACGCAGUGUAUCACGGGCGCUACUGUCGGUGUUGGUCUUUGCUCGGGCACGUGGAGGACCAUCAACUGGCGCCUUGUGGCUUGGAUCUACAUGGGCUGGUUCAUCACUCUGCCUGUUGCCGGCAUCAUUUCGGGAUGUUUGAUGGGUAUCAUCAUCAAUGCUCCUCGCUGGGGUAUAGCGGCUGAAUGCAUGCUGUGGGGUGGAUGGCGGAAUGGAGGUGCCGCUCGACAAAAGAAAACAGGAGUGGGUGUAAUGAAGGAGGGCUGGAAAAGAAUUGGAACUGUUUAGAAUUUGUGUUGUAUUCCUUUGAACUACGCCGCCGCAGAUGGAUAUGUAGUAGAUAGCUGUUGCUGGUUUUGUGCUAUUUUGUGAGGCUGUUAUACCCCAGGUA